AUGCAGCGACUCUUUGUGUUGGUGCUCAUCUCCACACUGGCUCUGGCCGCCUUCUCAGAAGCAUCUUGGAAGCCCCUCUCCCAGCUGCAGAACACGCCCACGGGCCAGGAGCCCAGCAGGGGCCUGGAGCCUCCCCGGCCAGGCCAGCUGGGCCCCGUCUCUCACCCCCGAAGGCAGCUGGGGCUCCAGGGCCCCCCACAUCUCGUAGCAGACCUGUCCAAGAAGCAGGGGCCGUGGCUGGAGGAAGAAGAGGAGGCUUACGGAUGGAUGGACUUCGGUCGCCGCAGUGCUGAUGAAGGGGAUGAACGGCCCUAG
Choloepus didactylus (southern two-toed sloth) is the source of this 315-nucleotide messenger RNA. RefSeq names its product gastrin (gene GAST). Lineage: Eukaryota; Metazoa; Chordata; Mammalia; Pilosa; Megalonychidae. Gene Ontology annotation, cellular component: extracellular region. The transcript has 2 exons. Bases 1 to 315 code for a protein of 104 amino acids. Gene Ontology annotation, molecular function: hormone activity. The record is from RefSeq and is a predicted model, not a curated record.